AUGGUUGGUCCAGAUAUUCAGAACGAUCUCUCCUCGAUAAUAAUUCGGUUCCGUGUGCAUACCUAUCUAUUGAAAGCGGACAUUGCAAAAAUGUACCGCCACGUUAUUUUGCAUCCAGAUGACCGCAAAUAUCAAAAGAUUCUUUGGCGUGAGAAUCGUUCUCUGCCCAUUAAAUCGUAUGAAUUGAAUACGAUAACGUACAACAUCACAUUGACGUCUUUCUUGGCAAUUCGUACGUUGGAGCAAUUGGCUGACGACGAAGGAACAAUCUGUCCCGAAGCCGCCGAAAUCCUCUUAUACGAUUUCUAUAUAGAAGAUUUAAUUACCGGCACUCACGAAUUAGCCACCAAAAUCAGAGAUUGA
Vespa velutina is the source of this 363-nucleotide messenger RNA. RefSeq lists its product as uncharacterized. The transcript has a single exon. NCBI's taxonomy places the organism in Eukaryota, Metazoa, Arthropoda, Insecta, Hymenoptera, Vespidae. The coding region runs from base 1 to 363 and encodes 120 amino acids. The record is from RefSeq and is a predicted model, not a curated record.